AUGGUCACGCCUGACGCUACACCCAACGUCAACGGCGUGAGGCUCGCACCCAACUCGACGAAUACCAUAGGCAACCCAUCAACUGAGCUAACAACCUUCAAUCCGAUCAUCAACAACAAAGUAUCCGGAUCCAACACGGAUAGCAGACGAGGAAGUGGCGACGAAGUACCGAUCCGAAACCCCAGCAUCAAACAGCGACUGAAGAACCCCACGGAACACCCAUGGUUAAUCCUCGCUAUAAUCGCUCUUGCGGUGCUUGGCUUGGGCAUUCUUGCCAUGGCUAUAGUUCUCGGGCUGAGAUACGCACCGGACCACAGCAGUGCCACGACUGAUCGUGCAAAGCCAUCAUCCGACACCCCCACUAUAGGUUCUUCCUCUGUACCCCCCGAAAGUGGUGUCAACACACCAACAUCGUUGCCGCACUCGCCUAUCACCAUCUCCACCCCCGCAGAGUCCAUAUCAAGCCUCAUUGAGAGUAUGACUUCAAUGAUGUUUACGACAACACAAAAAUCCACCCAAGCACCUUCAACCCAACCUCAACCCCCAACUACCCUUGCACUGCAGACGCCCAAUGCACUCCAAACAUCUGUUACACCGAGCCGACCGCGACCUACUGCUGUGGCCCAACAAUACAAGGUUGUCCUGGAUGGCCAUGCACUGACAUAG
Messenger RNA from Alternaria atra, 666 nucleotides. RefSeq lists its product as uncharacterized. NCBI's taxonomy places the organism in Eukaryota, Fungi, Ascomycota, Dothideomycetes, Pleosporales, Pleosporaceae. The coding region runs from base 1 to 666 and encodes 221 amino acids. The transcript is spliced from 3 exons. The record is from RefSeq and is a predicted model, not a curated record.